Misgurnus anguillicaudatus (oriental weatherfish) is the source of this 8387-nucleotide messenger RNA. RefSeq names its product solute carrier family 12 member 5b (gene slc12a5b). Gene Ontology annotation, molecular function: potassium:chloride symporter activity; ammonium channel activity. NCBI's taxonomy places the organism in Eukaryota, Metazoa, Chordata, Actinopteri, Cypriniformes, Cobitidae. Gene Ontology annotation, cellular component: plasma membrane. The record is from RefSeq and is a predicted model, not a curated record. Gene Ontology annotation, biological process: potassium ion homeostasis; chemical synaptic transmission; chloride ion homeostasis.
GAGAGAGAGAGAGAGAGAGUCCAUACGCAAGGCAGCAAACGUCAAGAGAAGACUGCCGAAGCGAAGCACCGCUACUUCUUCUCUUGAGAGGAGAGCGGCAGAGAACCACAAGCUAUCUCCAUCUGUGCGUGAGCGUGCCUGCGCGAGGCUGUUCAUCACCGGUACACGCAUACGCUGGUGGAAUCCCAGCUGUGCUAGCAUUAGCUGAGGAUCUGUGCUGUGUCUUCCAAAAUGCUUAACAAUCUCACUGAAUGUGAAGAAGGUGAUGGGGGACCCAACAGUCAGGGAGAUGCAGCGUCCAAGGAGAGCAGCCCUUUUAUCAACAGCAGCACCAGUGAUGUGGAGAAAAGCCAGCAGUAUGAUGGGAAAAAUAUGGCCUUGUUUGAGGAGGAGAUGGACACCAGUCCCAUGGUUUCGUCUCUGCUGAGCAGCCUCGCCAACUACUCCAACCUGACACAGGGCAGUAAAGAACAUGAAGAGGCUGAAAACAACGAGGAAGCGCGCAAGAAACCUGUGCAGGCUCCACGUAUGGGCACCAUUAUGGGCGUUUACCUGCCAUGUAUGCAAAACAUUCUGGGUGUCAUCCUGUUCCUCAGAAUGACCUGGCUGGUGGGCGUCGGAGGUGUGCUGGGCACCUUCUUGAUCGUCUUUAUGUGUUGUUCUACGACUAUGCUGACUGCAAUCUCAAUGAGUGCAAUUGCCACCAAUGGAGUUGUGCCAGCCGGAGGAUCCUACUACAUGAUCUCUCGUUCACUCGGGCCCGAGUUUGGCGGGGCAGUUGGUAUAUGUUUCUACCUGGGUACCACUUUUGCUGGAGCCAUGUAUAUCCUGGGGUGCAUCGAAAUCCUGCUGAUCUACAUUGUGCCAGCAGCCGCUGUAUUCAAAAUGGAAGGUCUGGAGGGAGCCGAAGCCGAGGCUGCGUUGUUGAAUAACAUGCGCGUGUAUGGCACCAUCGUGCUCUCCUUCAUGGCUGUGGUUGUCUUUGUCGGUGUAAAGUACGUCAACAAGUUGGCUCUUGUGUUUCUCGCUUGCGUCGUUCUCUCCAUUCUCGCUGUCUACGCGGGGGUCAUCAAGACAUCUUUUGACCCACCAGACUUUCCGGUCUGCUUACUCGGAAAUCGAACUCUCAUGUCAAAGUUCUUUGAUGUUUGUGCCAAGACUGUACAACAAGGAAAUGCAACAGUCACCACCAAACUCUGGAGGGUCUUUUGUGAUUCAGAGUUUCUGAAUGCCACCUGUGAUGAGUACUUUACCAACAAUAACAUCAGUCAGAUCCAGGGAAUACCUGGAGUCACCAGCGGAAUCAUGGCAGAGAACCUCUUUAGCACCUUUAUGGAAAAAAAUUCUUUCUUAGAGAAACAAGGUCUGUCGGCGGUGCUUGACCCUGACUCCGCAAGAACCAACUCGAACCGUUAUGUCCUGGCAGAUAUAACCAGCUUCUUCACCCUGCUGGUUGGCAUCUACUUUCCCUCUGUCACAGGUAUCAUGGCUGGGUCCAACCGUUCUGGUGAUCUGCAGGAUGCUCAGAAGUCAAUUCCUGUUGGUACCAUCCUGGCCAUCGCAACCACCUCCUUCAUCUACAUGUCUUCUGUGUUUCUGUUUGGAGCCUGUGUGGACGGAGUCGUUUUGAGGGACAAGUUUGGGGAAGGCGUCAAUGGUAACUUGGUUAUUGGUACCCUGGCAUGGCCCUCACCUUGGGUCAUUGUGUUUGGCUCCUUCUUCUCCACCUGUGGGGCGGGGCUUCAGAGUUUAACAGGAGCGCCCCGCCUCCUUCAAGCCAUCGCCCGAGAUGGAAUCAUUCCUUUCCUUAGGGUGUUUGGACAUGGCAAAGCUAACGGCGAGCCUACGUGGGCUCUCCUCUUGACGGCUUGUAUCUGUGAGAUCGGCAUCCUCAUUGCAUCCUUGGAUGCCGUUGCACCCAUUCUCUCUAUGUUCUUUCUUAUGUGCUAUAUGUUUGUAAACCUGGCUUGUGCGCUGCAGACUCUCCUCAGAACCCCUAACUGGAGGCCACGCUUCAAGUUUUAUCACUGGGCUUUGUCACUCUUGGGUAUGAGUUUGUGUCUCACCCUGAUGUUCCUGUGUUCUUGGUAUUAUGCCAUUGUUGCCAUGGUGAUCGCUGGCUGCAUCUACAAAUAUAUCGAGUUUUGCGGGGCAGAGAAGGAAUGGGGUGAUGGGAUACGAGGCAUCUCUCUUAGUGCUGCCCGAUUUGCCCUUAUGCGGCUGGAGGAAGGUCCACCUCACACCAAAAACUGGAGGCCACAGAUUUUGGUGCUUAUGGGCUUGGAUGGGGAACAGAACGUGGAGCAUCCUCGACUUCUGUCCUUGACCAAUCAGCUAAAAGCAGGGAAAGGUUUGACCAUCGUGGGGGCUUGUGUGGAGGGCACCUACUUAAACAACCAACCUCUAGCACAGAAAGCAGACCAAUCUCUGAGGAAGCUGAUGGAUAGCGAGAAGGUGAAGGGAUUCAGUCAGGUGGUGAUUUCUUCCAACUUGCGAGAUGCCACCUCACACUUGAUCCAGGCAGGAGGUCUUGGUGGCCUUCGCCACAACGCAGUACUGAUCAGUUACCCCAAAAACUGGAAGCAGGCUGAGGAACAUCACAAGUGCAGGAACUUCAUUGAGGUGGUACGGGAGACCACUGCAGCAAGUUUAGCCCUGAUGGUGCCAAAGAACAUUGCUGCAUAUCCAUCAAAUGGCGAGCGUUUUACUGAGGGUCACAUUGAUGUGUGGUGGAUUGUUCACGAUGGAGGCAUGCUUAUGCUCCUACCCUUCCUUCUGCGCCAGCACAAGGUGUGGAGGAAGUGUAAGAUGCGCAUCUUCACCGUGGCCCAGAUGGAUGACAACAGCAUUCAGAUGAAGAAAGAUCUAAUGACGUUCCUCUAUCACCUCCGUCUCGAUGCUGAAGUGGAGGUGGUGGAAAUGCAUGACAGUGAUAUCUCAGCCUACACUUAUGAAAAGACCCUGGUGAUGGAGCAGCGAUCGAAAAUCCUCAAGGAGAUGCACCUCACCAAGAACGAGCGUGAGAGAGAGAUUCAAAGCAUCACAGAUGUUUCUCGUGGAUCUAUUCGGAGGAAGAACCCUUCGAACCUGCACGCGCAGAGGAGCAUCACUGAGGAAUCGGUGGCAGAAGGUGGCGAAGAGAAACCUGAGGAAGAGGUGCAACUCAUUCAGGGACAAAAUGCCACUCCCACUAGCCCCACCUCCCCAACCUCUCCCACCCCAGAGGCCAUAAGCCCCGAUGAGGAUCUUCAGAUGAGCUGGACGGAUGACACAGAGAAGAUCAAUAACCCAGCAGUGGUCAAUCCAGAAACUGUAAAGGACAUGUUUAACAUGAAACCUGAAUGGGAGAACUUGAAUCAGACCAAUGUCAGACGCAUGCACCAUGCACAGAAGCUCAAUGAGGUCAUCGUGAAGAAGUCGCAAGAUGCUAAACUUGUUCUGCUGAACAUGCCUGGUCCACCAAGAAACCGCACUGGAGAAGAAAACUACAUGGAAUUCCUUGAGGUCUUGACCGAUGGUCUCAACAGGGUCCUCCUCGUACGUGGAGGAGGACGUGAGGUCAUAACCAUCUACUCCUGAGGGGCUGAGCUCAUCCACCAAAUACUCGUAACCUCUCGUCCCUCACUGCAUAGACGGGCAUCCCAGUCACCUUUACCUACACCAUGAGCAAUAACGCCCCAGCACAUAUCAGAUGACUUUGCACUACAUAGCCUAAGAGCUCUAAAAAGACACCAGCUUAGCAGAUGUCACUUCUUCCACAUUCUCAGUUACAUUUAAUCUCAUGUUUUUGUCUUGCCAUCUUGGCUUAUCUCUCACCUCAAUGUAUAUAUUACACAGAUCAGUACAAGAUUGAUUUGAUCUAAUAACCAAUUCCUAAAUGAUAGAUAUUUAAAUGUUAAGGAGCGGUCACUCUGAAUUUUGAACAUGCAAAACAACUCGAAAUUUGUAUUCCCACCCCUAAUUGUGAUAAUAUAUAAUCACUGUCAUUCAUAUGCACAUGAAUGAAAGUUAAUUUCAUUACAAAUGUACCGUGACCGCCCUAUUAGGCUUUAUAUAGCAAAUCACUUUGACCUAUACCGUCACUGCAUUGUUCAUCAUAGGGUAAAUAGAAUGAGUUAAAUAUUUCUUUGUUGAAAACAGUCUUCCAGUGCACCACGUAAUUGUCCGAGGUGGGUUUCUGCACCAAGGACAUAACUGACCAGGGUUUAUUGUGAGCUAGGUGUGAGCACUCAGAGGUCAUCCAUUUGUAUCAGUCGCUAUCAGCUUUGCCCUUGUACAUUUGCAUGUCCUUUCACUAUAUCAGCCUUUUAAGAGUCAUAUACAGUAGAAGAGUACAGAAGCGUGUGCGCGUUUGUAUUGACGUAUAGGGUAUAACAGAAUUUUUAAUAGAAGAAGAUGACUUUGUUUUACUGAUAUGUUGAUUUAGUUCAUGGGUUAUAUAAUUGCAGGUACAUUUGGUGUCCAAAAUCAUUAUUUUUUUCUAUUUUUUUAAAUGGUUAUGUUUUUGAUUAUUAAGAGUAACAGUGUUGACGCUGAGAAAGAGGGAGAGAGUGUGUGUGUGUGUGUGUGUUUCUCUGUGUAUGACUACCAGUACAUACUGUCCCAACUGUUACUCUAUCUCGAUAACAGAGACUGACGGUAACAAAAUUGACACUGACCAAUUCGGACAAUAGGAAAUCAUGAUUUUUUUAGCUAUAAGACACUUUUUACAGAAAAUAGUAUUUUAGUUAUGCACUGUAAAAAAGAGUUGUUGGUUCAACUUAAAAAAGUAAAGGUCCCUGCUGCCUUACAAUUUUGAGUUACUUUAACCUAAAGGGGACAUAUCAUGAAAAUUUGACUUUUUUAAGUGCUAUAAUUGGGUCCCCAGUGCUUCUAUCAACCUAGAAAAUGUGAAAAAGAUCAACCCAGUAUCUUAGUUUUGGUAAACCAUUCUUUGCAAGUAUGUAAAACAUUUUUUAUUGAAAUUUGGCUCCCCUUGUGAUGUCAGAAGGGGAUAAUACGCCCCUUAAUCUGCACUAUCCAACCACAGCACUGCCAUUUAGUGCAGAGAUCAACUCAUUUGCAAUUUAAAGGACACAUGCAAAAACGGCACAUUUUUGCUCACACCUACAAAGUGGCAAUUUUAACAUGCUAUAAUAAAUUAUCUAUAUGAUAUUUUGAGCUAAAACUUCAUAUACGUAAUCUGGAGAAACAAAAGAUUUAUUUUACAUCUUAAAAAUUAGAAAUGUCCCCUUUAAAAAUAUUAGCUGACAUAACAUUUUUACUAAGUUAACCAAUAUUUUUAAGUUUAAUUAACUCAAAAUUUAAGGCAGCACGAACACUUACUUUUUUAAGUUGAACCAACAAAUCUUUUUUUUUACAGUGUGGCCUGUAACAUCUUGACAAUGACCAAAUUAUUAAAAUAGUUCAAAAUAUAAUAUAUUUUAAAAAAGCUGAAAAAAUUAUGAUUUUGGACACCAAAUGUACCUGCGAUUAUUUAUUCACACCAUGACAGUGAUAAAACAUCAGUAGACACAAAUGAUUUUGCUCAGUCCACAUACUUUUUGUGUACAUACUGUGGUAAAUGAGUGUUGUUUAAAUGAGUACCUGCUGUAUAUUGAAAACCCAUAUACAGUUUAAAUAUCCACUACAGAUAUAAUCCCAAAUAAUCUUAUUUAAAUAGUAAAAUAAAUAUAGCGUAAGGGAAUGUAAAUAAAAAACAGUAUUUAUAUUUAAAUAUUUAUUUACAAAGAAAAUUAUUUAUUCCUUCAGUUUUUGAUUGAUCGUAAACGUGGUCCAAACAUGAUAUUGACAUCUCUUGCCAAAUUAUAAAAUGUGAAUUGUGCCAUAUAAAAAUCGAGAAGAAAAAACAUUGUUAUUUUUACAUUUUCAUAUAUAUGUAAAGGACAGUGCUGGGUAAGAUAAGUUAUAACAUAUUAAGUGAUAUCACGUGUCUUCGUAAGCAGAUCUAGUUUUAAUAACAAAGAACUCUUUCAUCAUAUCAAAUUUGUGAACAAAGACAUAUUUUAACUACAUAAUAUUUUAAAAGCAUAUCACGUCUAAUGUUUGUCAUAAAAUGAUUGUCAUUUAUUUUCUACAUUUGUAAAGAAGACAAUAAUUUGCUACACGUAAGCAUCAUCUGUGAGGGACUGAUGCUGACUGUUUUGUUCACAAGCACGGGAUAUUUAGUUCAUGUGUGGUAGAAAUAGAUAAAGAUAUUUAAAAACAUUUAUCUAAAAAUAAAAAAGUAUUUUAUUUUUUUGUAAAAUUGCAACGAUGAAAAAAGAAAUAUAUUACAUUGCUGAAUAGAUUAGUAAAAUAUCGUCUUGUGUAAAUGUGAGAUUUAAAAAAGAAACUAACUGUAUGUUUUAAAGUUUAAAAUCAAAUUAUGCUGAGGUUGCUGCUACCUUCAUUAAAGUGUAAAUAUGUUGCAUACUUGUCCCCAAAAUAUAAGGCUGAUAUAAAAUACAGCAAAGAUUAUUUAUAAUUUUUUUCUUUUAAAAUGAAACAAAUUGCAUAUUUUACAGGGUUUGUGUAGUUAGUGACAGAAGGUAUUUUACUGGCAAGAAGUCACUGUCAGUCUGUCCUGAUAUAAUUACAGCAUAUUUCAUCGUACCUCAUAUGUUGUCGCAACAAAGUGCCCACUUUGUUUUGUAGAAUGGUUGUGCUCUAUAGAUGAUCAUUAUUUGCAAUUAUUCUUUACAAAGUAUACUUCCUUAUACAGUAUGCUAGUUAUGCUCACAACCAACUAAUAAUUUGAUCCAAAACAAGAAUUGCGAAGAAAGUGCCACCUAUCGUAAUUCUUCAUUUCAUUGCUUAUGUUUCUAGCUAAAAUGAUGAUCUUAUCUAAAGGAUAUAUUUGCAUUGCUGUAAGUAUUUACAACCAACAAAAGGCACGUUUGGCUUCUUUGGAGUCCUAUGCAAUUACAGUAUAAUAAGUUAUUUGAGGGACUUUCUAUUGAAUUGUUUAUAGAAGUUUAAGUAUUAUAAAUCAGAGCUUCCAAUACCUGCCAGGGUGGCUUGCAGUUCAGUUACACGAUUAUUAAGUAAUGCAAAGGAACACAUGCUGGGACAACGCAGAGAUUUGGCCAUAUUGGCCAUAUGACGUCCCGUUUUUCAUGAAAUUUAACAUUUGAAUUGAAUCCGCAUUGACGCUAAGGGCUUUCGAUAUCAUUUUAUCAGAUCCGUCUUAUCCUUUCCCAAGGCUUUAGAAAAAGUGUCACAAACCACAUGUAGCAUGUCGUUCCUUAUCUCCCUAUCUCAAAGGGACGGUAAGCAAAAAAGUCACCCCGAAUUGGCCAAAGCAUAACUAGAAAUAAGCACUGUGAAAUUCAGUCACAUUUUAUUUGUCUAUAACUGUUGGCGAUGUAUAUCCGUAUCAUUAUUGUUCUUGUCGUGAAAUGAGCAUUGUAGUAGGGGAAAGUGACGUAAAUGUCAAGGUACUUUCGAAUCCAUGUAGUUCCUAUUGCUUUUUAUGCAACGAUGACUUGUUUAACUAUCCUGCAACAGUGGUUUACUGGUAAACUAGUCGACUAACAGGGCUUAAAAAUGAACCAGCUUACUGAACUAGAUUUUUAAGGAUUCGCAGGUGUUUCUGAAGGUGCUAUGUUUAUUUGAGAGAAUUUUCAAAUGCAAUACGAGACGGCUGUGGACUUAGCACAUGAAGGCCUUUUAAGCCAACUUUAAUUAGGUAUCCAAUUGAAAACUUUAAGUUAUCAUGGUUGCUCAUGUGUUAGGUGAGGCGGAAGGAGCUUUAGGAGUAGAUCGAUCGGAUAAGGUUUAUGAUCAUUCAUCCAGGCAUUUUCUCCGUACCUGCUUUCCUAUUCCAGCAUGUUGGCGUUAAAACCGAUGGUCUAUAUCCAGGUCUCAACUCAAUAAUGCUUUUUUCUAAAUGUGCGUCUUCGGAUAUUUCCCAGCAGCAUGCGCAAGAACAGAUUUAUUUACAGUCAGCAUUUCAAAUGUAUCCGUAAGUGAGCUGUGGCACAUUUUGUAUGGAGGUCGUCGAUCGUGAUCAAAGACGGUCUUAUGUUUUCUGUUCUCACUACUUGGAUUCAGACAGGGAAAGAGGUGGCGUGUUUCUGUAUGUGUAUGUAUAUGACCGUAUGUGACAUAUCACUCCAGGAACAAGAGAGGUUAAACCUUGGUAGUUACUUUUGUAAAUAUAUGACACAUUAUAGUUAUCUUAGCCUAGCUGUUUAAUUUGUGUGUCCAUGCAAGUUUAAUAUUUUAAAAAAUAAAUAGAAACUGUGUCUCAAUUGUGUUAUAUGAAAUAUAUUUAACUAGAUAUCUUGAAUUAUUGUUUUACCUUGUCAAAUGCUUCUAUGUUCUAUGAAUAAUGGCUUCUCAGAACCAUUUUAUAGACUUGUCUGCACAAAAUGCAAUAAAGUCCAAGUCAUUUAUUACAACUA